CCUCCCGCUGACGUCACUGAACGCCCAGCCAGAGUCGGGAAACUUACAAAGAGAGUAAAGAUGGCGCAGCAGUUCGCGAAGGCCCAGAUCAAAGGGGACAAAGUGGUGGUCUUUCUGAAGCCAUCAUGUCCCUACUGUGUCAUGGCUGAGGACAUCUUGUCCAAGUACCAGUUCAAGCCUGGCCAUUUGGAGAGCAUUGAUAUCAGUGGACGCAGCGACAUGGACAGCCUGCAGGACUAUUUCCUGGAAAUCACCGGAGCCCGAACGGUCCCGCGGGUGUUCAUUGGUGAGAAGUGUGUGGGAGGCGGAAGUGACGUGGAAGCGCUGCACAGGAGUGGGAAGCUGAAGGGGAUGCUGGAGUCUAUUGGGGCCCUUCAAUGAUCUGCUCCAGACUUUCAGGGUUGAGGCGUCCAGAUGUGGUCACAUGACUAGGCAGCGGGACUUUCGAAGUUUGCGCCUUUGCUGCUGGUACUCGCUGAGCUCCUGCAGGUACCCUCUGGACGGCCAGCGGAGCCUCUCCACCUGCUCACGCUCCUCCUCUGGAAGAAGCAAAAGCAAAAAGGACACAAACUAGUUACCUGCUCCAAACACAAAUAUAUGACCACAUUAUCAUAAAGACCAUUAAAGGGUUGUUUACAGAGCUUGGCCAAUACUCGGAUACAUUAAUAAGUUCCAUAAAAUAUCUAAUCAUUUGUUUCCAUGAAUAAACCGCAGCGAGAGUGUACCCUUCAUUACCCGUCCAAUAGCAUAAAUGAGUCCUGUUUGACUGAUGAAGACAAUAAAAAAAACCUUGUGCUUUGCA
This is a messenger RNA of Girardinichthys multiradiatus, 802 nucleotides long. It is a transcript of the gene glrx, whose product is annotated as glutaredoxin (thioltransferase). NCBI's taxonomy places the organism in Eukaryota, Metazoa, Chordata, Actinopteri, Cyprinodontiformes, Goodeidae. The record is from RefSeq and is a predicted model, not a curated record. The coding region runs from base 61 to 381 and encodes 106 amino acids. The transcript has 3 exons.